AUGGACCUUAAGGGAAUCGAAGCUGCCGGAUGCGAGGACUCGAAGACCUUUGGCUUCUUUUCCACGGUGAGGGGCCUGGAUGUCUCGUGUGAGGCACAGCGGCGCAGUCAAAGGAUUUCAUCCCCGCAGAUCGAUGGCAAGGCGAAGAGAGAGAGAGGAGAGAGAGAGAGGCGAGGAGGGCUGGCAUUGGCGGAAGAUGAAGGGGAAGACGAGGAGGAGGAGAGAGAAGAAAGUUCGCAUGCGCGACCCAGCGUCGCCUGGGGAGCGACUGGGAAGCGGAUCGGUGGUCUGAGAGACUCUGAAGCGGUGAGGGCCAAGCGGAUUGGGGCGGGGAAGGCGAUAGAGCGGGAGGCUUUCUGCAGGUGUUGGACCUAUCUGCGAAGCAUCCACGCGUCUGAAAAUCACAGUCGAUACGAGAACGUGUCAGAGCAUGUUCGACGUUGGACUUUCCCGGCCGACGAGGCUCCUUGCCACUCCGCAUCGCACGCAUCAUUUGUGCGACAGGGAGUAAGGAAUGUUCCGGGGCAGGUUGCGCCGUCCGAUCGGCACUUGGAAUCCCUCGACGCCGGUGAGCGUUUUUUGCACGCGGGCCGUUUUUGGCACUCGGCGCUCUGUUCGGCGACCUUUGGGUCCGUGGUGAUGACGAAGUCGGAAGUGAUGAUGGAGUCGGAAGCGAUGAGUCCUGGGAUUUCAGUCCUGGGAGUGGGUCCCGGUGAUGCGGGGAAAGUGAUCGGGAGCGGCUCGGAACUCGCGGUGGAGGCACUUCAUCCAACCUCGAGGGUGAAAGAGGAGCAUGAAAGGAUAGAAGAGGAGCAUGAAAGGAUAGAAGAGGAGCAUGAAAGGAUAGAAGAGGAGCAUGAAAGGAUCGAAGAGGGAAAACACUCUUUCGCAGGGCACUUACAUGGAGGAAUCUUCUUCCUCCUCGUCCUCGUCCUCCUUCCGUUCCUCUUCAUCUCCAUCGCCUCGCUGGCCGGCAAUGGUGACACCAGCGUGCAUGGGGCUCUCCCUGUCUCUCUGUUCAGGGUGCAACGACGACCUGUGAUAAACUCGAUGAAAUAUGAGGAGGAGAAGGAGGAGAUGACACGUCCCCCAGUUACAAGACGGGCACCAGUACCUCUUCCACAGGAUAUUACCAAAGAGUUGAGCUCCAGAGUAGUUCAGAUGAGAGAGAAAUGCUCAAAAUUCGGCCUGGACAAGAGAGGGGCAAAGAAGUACCUGAAACCGAACCCCUGGGAGUACUACAUCAACAAGAAAUUCCACCUCGUUUGGUGUCCCAUUUUUAAGGCUGGUGCAUCUUCUAUGAUGUACAGUUUUCUGUUGAUGUCCGGGGCCCUGACGGAAAAACAGAUCGAAGAGACGCUGAAGAAAGACAAGACGAUGAUCCCCAUGGCGAGGAAGCUUUAUCCCAGACCGUCCGUGAAGGAUCUCACGGCUGCCACCGAGAAGGAUGGAGGUUCCAUCGUCUUCCUCAUCGUCCGGGAUCCCUUUCAGAGGCUCUACUCCGCCUAUCAGGACAAGAUCCUCGACGCUUUCAAGGGAAGCCCCCACGACAAGAUGGGUCGGCAGAUCAUUCUCAAGUACCGGAGUCUCUCGCUGGCGGAGAAGCUGGCCCUGCGGAGCCGGACGGCAGACGCAAAACCCACUUUUGAGGAAUUCGUCCGUUAUAUCCUGGUGCAGAACCGCCGUGGAAACAUGGACAUGCACUGGAUUCCGUACUACCAAUUUUGCACGCCGUGUCAGGUGAGCGUGAACAUGAUCCUGAAAAUGGAGGACUUGGACCGAGACCAGACAUACCUGUUCGAGAAGAUCGGGGCCUCGGACCUGGUUCGUCCCCGCUGGGAGAACAAAGGGAGGCACUCCAACAAGACGAAAGAGGAGGAUGUCGUCAGGAUCGUCUCGAGUCUUCCGGUAGAUGUCCUUCGAGGGCUCAUCGAUAUAUACGACAAGGAUUUCCAGUUAUUCGGGUAUUCCAUCGACAAAUAUCGAGCGCCGACCGAUCCCUCUCUAUAGUUUUCCGAUUUUGGGAUUCAAUAGUGCAAUGUUAGGGAAAGACUUUCAUGAGAGUUCCGAUUGGUUUUGGACAUACAUUUUUUUAGGGGGGCUACUCGCCUGCUAUUCUUGAAUAUGGGACGUUGGGAUUUGACUUACCCCAUAAAUGGUAAUAUGAGGUGCUUCCAGUCAGUACCAGUUUAUGAAGACAAAGCGUGACUUGAGAAUAGGUAGGUGCUAAAUGUCAUAAAUAAAAACAUAUGUAAAAUAUGCUAGAAAAUGCGUUCCACAACGGAGAAGAGAGCAGAGUACGCCGUUCGGCUCGUCGUUGAAGGCCUUUACCCCGAAAUCUUUUUUUCAUUUUCUGACGGAGCAAUAGAGAGCUCUAUCUAUUUUCUCUUCCCUAUUUGCUGUUAAAUUAGCGAGAACGUGGUGAAUUUUUUUUUUUGGUAGCAGAAUGUCUCGGGGGGAAUAUGAGGAAGAGGUAGUGGAAAACCGUUACCGAGGGUUGGGUGCUGAAAUGUGGGAAUUCACCCUCGUCGAUUUCAUGAGAAAGGAAACUUCUUGAUAUGGUUAUUUAUGGCUGUUUUCCUGUCCCCUCCCUUCUUUCUUCAUAUUGUACCAAUUGUAUCGAUCACGACGGUUCGCUCAAUGGAGGCUCUCUGUUGGACUUGAGCCUUGCCCGAUUUGUUGAUCUCGCGACAGAUUGCACUAGGCGAGAGGCCUUUGAUGUUCUUAGCCGACUUCUAGUCGUACCGAUUGUAGAAUGCAAUGCGUAUGUGCAAAGCUGAUUGCAAAAAUUGUUUUCCCCAAGAUACGUCAUGGUCGAAUUUUGACAAAUUGGCAGAGAAAACUGCCGGAGGCCGAAACGUCGAAUUCGUGGUCUUUCCGCUAAGUAACUUCACGCCGUUACGCAUAGUUCCUCUUACACUUCGUCUGUAGUGGAGCAUUUGUAAGGCAUUGCUUGUAACGUAUUGCUCCCAACAUUUGCAACAAUGGUGUGAUUUAUGUGAUAGAAUAUUCGAGUAUGACCUUGAUUUCCAAGGUGUAUUAUGCAGUUUGCUGAUGUAUUGUGUUGUUUGACUUUUACCAGAAUGAAGAGAUGAUUCUUUGGAAUA
Darwinula stevensoni is the source of this 3107-nucleotide messenger RNA. NCBI's taxonomy places the organism in Eukaryota, Metazoa, Arthropoda, Ostracoda, Podocopida, Darwinulidae. The record is from the annotation of a GenBank genome assembly.